This is a messenger RNA of Aspergillus alliaceus, 507 nucleotides long. RefSeq lists its product as uncharacterized. The coding region runs from base 1 to 507 and encodes 168 amino acids. NCBI's taxonomy places the organism in Eukaryota, Fungi, Ascomycota, Eurotiomycetes, Eurotiales, Aspergillaceae. The transcript is spliced from 4 exons. Gene Ontology annotation, cellular component: membrane. The record is from RefSeq and is a predicted model, not a curated record.
AUGUUAUCGAGUACAAUCACUCGCCCGCUGCAGCUCCUCACUCGGGUGCUGCAGUGGUCUAGCGCUGUCAUCGUGAUGGGUAUCACUUCUUACUUCAUAAACAAGGGUCCUCGUGGUUUGUCUAUUACCUACCAGGAAAUCAUUUCCGUCAUGUCGGUCGUGUUCUUCCUGCCCGCUUUCGUAUCACCGUUCUUGCCUACGGCUCUUGGCAAGUUCGUUCUGCUCAUCGAUGUUGUCUUCUCGUAUCUGUGGCUCACUGCAUUCAUCUUCGCCGCCCAAGACUACAACCGACAUGAUUGCCGCUUCAACGCUCCCCCAGGUAUCUCCUGUUCCAAGAAGAAGGCUAACGAAGCGUUCAUCUUCCUGACCUUUAUCUUCACCUUCUUCGGCAUGUUCCUCGAGGUUCUGGGUCUCUGGGCCUACCGCCGUGAGAAUACUCCUGUCCGUGAAAAGACCGGUGGCGCCCACGGUGGUCCCGCUGAUGCCCCCGUCACUUCCACCGCUUAA